Parastagonospora nodorum SN15 is the source of this 339-nucleotide messenger RNA. RefSeq lists its product as hypothetical. The record is from RefSeq and is a predicted model, not a curated record. The coding region runs from base 1 to 339 and encodes 112 amino acids. The transcript has a single exon. Lineage: Eukaryota; Fungi; Ascomycota; Dothideomycetes; Pleosporales; Phaeosphaeriaceae.
AUGGGCUUGUAUGUUGAAGAAUAUGUCCCAGUAUUUUCGAGUCUCCUCGACUUCAUGACCCCCGAAGAAAUCGAGCGCCGGAGCGAAAGUCUAGGGAACUAUUGGCUCAGAUACUGGCAAAGGCAGAAGCAAAAGGAUGAUCGCGAAGCACGUAUUGAGACAUGUCUGAUCAAGAUCCGCAAAGCACUGAACGAACUUCGGGGAAGGAACACGAAGAUGUUGAAACUGAAGGGACAUUGGAAGCGCCUCGAUCCAGCAAAUGACGCUGCCCAAGCGAGCUGGCAACAUCAGCGGCAGAAGCAGCGUGGUUAUAAGAAGCUCGGCAAGCACAUGAGAUGA